Asterias rubens (European starfish) is the source of this 1772-nucleotide messenger RNA. RefSeq names its product cytochrome P450 3A24-like. Gene Ontology annotation, molecular function: heme binding; steroid hydroxylase activity; iron ion binding. Lineage: Eukaryota; Metazoa; Echinodermata; Asteroidea; Forcipulatida; Asteriidae. The transcript has 12 exons. The coding region runs from base 134 to 1531 and encodes 465 amino acids. The record is from RefSeq and is a predicted model, not a curated record.
UCUGGCAGCACGUCGACGAAGGGUGUGCUAUCUAGGAAGAAUAAAUAGAAAAAUUAGAUUUUUUUCCCCGCCCAGUUUAUUUUGGCAGGAGAUAAUAUUUCAACUAUAGGACUUGUGGUGGAAGAAGAUCAUCAUGUCUGUAACUCUUGCCUUGAUCGGAUUGAUUGUUGGUCUACUUGCAUGGAGCACAUACAAGAGAAGAACUUACUUCAAGACACUCGGCCUUUCAGGCCCACCACCUCUUCCAUUGGUCGGUAACAUCUUAUCGUAUGGAGGGGGAAUGCACGAAGCACAUCAGGCAUGGAGAAACAAAUAUGGGAAAAUAUACGGUGUGUUUGAGGGGGCACGGAAAGCCAUCAUUACCUCUGACCUUGACAUGAUUGAGGAAGUCGUUGUCAAAAAAUUCAACAAUUUCUGCGACCGUCAAAUGGCGGAAUUGGUCAACGACCGUGCUCAUCUGUUUGUUACCAAUGUUCAGAAACGCAUCGACGAGGGGAAAGGCGAAAUGGAGAUGUCAAAGAUGCUUGGUUCAUUCGCCAUAGAGUCUGGUGCCUUGUGCGGCUAUGCAACCAAGAUUGAUACGCAGAAUCAGGACGAUACCACAUUUAUUGACAACGCCAAUUCUUUCUUCAAAGGAUUCAAAGAAAUCCAACUACCAUGGAUGCUUAUAUUGAUGUUCUCUUGGAUGGAGCCUGUGUUAAAGUGGUUUGGAUUCUCUAUUCACCCAAUACCAGCUUUUAACUUCUUCAGGGAUUUGAUCAAGGAUAUCAUCAAUACACGCAGAGCUGACCCAAACCGAAAGGAGUACGUGGACUUUCUUCAGCUCAUGAUGAAAGCCCAUAACUUCCAAGACGAAGAUACUCCCGAGGAAGAGAAGGUCGUUGUCGAUAUGAAACGGGAACUCACUGACGAUGAAGUUGUUGCCAUGUCCAUAGUAUUCUUCCUUGGUAACUACGAAACAACGACAACAACCCUUUGCUUCACCGCCUAUUUAUUGGCCACAAACCCAGAGGUACAGGAGCGACUGAUAGCUGAGAUUGAUGACGUCAUCGGUGACCGAACAAAACUAACGUACCAAGACGUCUCUGACCUGACUUAUUUGGAUAUGGUGUUACACGAGUCAAUGCGAGUAUAUCCGCCGGCCAUCGAGUUUGACCGGAUUUGUCAGUCUGACUGCGUCGUCAAAGGUGUGCAAAUACCCAAAGGUGUGAUGGUCGAAGUCCCAGUUUGGGUGGUUCAUCACGAUCCAGAGACCUGGCCUGAACCCUACAAAUUUGACCCUGAUCGUUGGGUACCCGAGAAGCGAGGGAAGAUGCAUCCCAUGUCAUGGAUACCAUUUGGAGCAGGCCCGAGGAAAUGUAUCGGGUAUCGUUUCGCCACGUUGGAGAUCACUUUAGUCAUGAUCCGUAUCCUGCAGAAGUUUCGCAUAGAGACCUGCCAAAACACAGAGAUCCCACCGAAUAUUGGCAAACAUGGACUGAUUCUCCCAGAGAAAGGAAUGACACUCCGGUUUACUAACAGAAAUAAGUAAUUAAUAGGAGACUUUCUGGGACGAUAAGUCUGCUGCCACCUAGCGUUGGAAAGUCUCCCACUUACGAUAAAAUUAAUAAACACAACCACCUCUCACUUAUAAUUCCUGACGUUAAGACAUUGUCGUUGUGUAGGCCUAGGUCCUAUAGGAUGUUCGAGAUUUCCUCAGCAGAGGUCUCGAAAUCAAUUCAAAUAUUUUUAGUGAGAAAUGACAUCUUUCUCAAAAACAACAUUACUUCAGA